AUGAGCUUAGAGUCCUUAUUUCAGCACAUCGUCUUCACCGAGCACCAGGCUGAGGAGAGUCGCCGUUUGAUGCGAGAAGUAAGAUCUGAAAUAACUAGAUGUCGUGAAAAAAUUAAGGAAGCAACAGAGAAGCUGAAUGAAGAGAAAAUCAAGUUGGAAUCUCAGGUUCAGCAGUUUUCUGAAAAAUCCUUCUUCUUACACCUUUUGAAAACUCAUGAAAAUGCUUUAGAAAGACAGUUCAGUGAAAUUACAAAUGAAAGGAAUAUGCUUCUCCAAACCUUUGAGGCUACAAAGAAAAAAGUAAUGGAGGAGGAGGAAAAAUUUAUGAAAGAAAUUACAGACUUCAAUAAUGAGUAUGAAAUAACAAAGAAAAGAGAACUUUUGAUGAAAGAAAAUGUCAAGAUUGAAAUAUCUAACUUAGAAAACCAGGCAAACAUUUUGAAAAUGGAAAUGAAGUCACUGGAACGUGACAGUGGCCCAUUAAAUGAACUCCAAAAACAAAAGAGUGAAUUGAUGCAAGAAUUAUUUGCUCUCCAGAGAAAACUUAAAGCUUUUGAAGAUGAAGAGAAGGAAUCCAUUUGUACUACCAAAUACCUACAGGCAGAAAAAAUAAGAAUCAAUAAAAAGCCUCAAAAUGAUGCAGAAUGCUUAAGACUUAAAAAAGAGUUGGAACUUUAUAAGGAAGAUGACUUGAAAAGUGUUUAUGAAGCUCUCCAAACAGAAAUAGAAUUUUUGGAAUUGACAUUAGCACAGAAAGAUCUUCAAAAAAACAAAUAA
Molecule: messenger RNA, 777 nt
Organism: Lemur catta (Ring-tailed lemur)
Lineage: Eukaryota; Metazoa; Chordata; Mammalia; Primates; Lemuridae
Gene: CCDC172
Product: coiled-coil domain containing 172
Exons: 8
Coding region: 1-777 (258 amino acids)
Cellular component (GO): cytoplasm
Source: RefSeq, a predicted model, not a curated record